AUGGCGCGCGAGGGUGACAUAGAGUCCCAAAGCAAUCCUCGCGAGGAGACGCCACUGCUAAACGGCGAGCCAUCAAGUCCGCGGGUCGAUUAUCCUGAAUCUGAGCCCAGGAGGGGUAGCUGCGGUUACUGGAGACUCGUUUGGGCCGUCCUCGGAGUUGUCGUCGGAAUUGUUUUUAUCAAGGGCUGGAUCAAUGCGGGCAGCGAUGUUGAUCCGCUGCGAACGAUAAUGAAUUACCAGUACCGAUUUGGGACCUCUUUUAGGACUGCAACCCAGACCCUAUAUCACGCAGGAGGGCUCGGUCGCUACUAUCAGGGUCUCACGGCCGCGCUUGUUCAAGCAUCUGGAAACCAACUGGCACUCUUCUCAGGUCCCCUUGCUAGGUUUGGAGAUACCGCUGCAAACGCUGGCAUUCUCGCCUUGCUACAGUCCAACUCAUACCUGAGAAAAUUGCCCUCGCCUGCAAAGACUGUUUUUGCUUCUCUAUGUGCUGCGGGCUUCCGCAUGGUCCUCACUCCCAUUGAUACUCUAAAGACGACUCUCCAAGCUCAAGGAUCGAGUGGAAUCGACUUGCUGCGCCAGCGCUUCCAUAAAUACGGAAUUGCGACAUUGUGGUGGGGAGCAUUCGCUACGGCGGGAGCAACGUUUGUCGGGCAUUAUCCGUGGUUUGCCACGUAUAAUCUCUUAAACGAAUCCAUCCAGGAGCCACCUGAAUCGGAAGUAUUCCUAUGGUUGCUGCGUCUAGCUUUCAUCGGAUUUAUCGCAUCCCUUAUUUCUGACUCCGUGUCAAAUUCCUUGAGAGUCGUGAAGACAUACCGUCAAGUCAACGACACCAGAGUCUCUUACACUGGGAGAAGACGACCAGCUCCUAACACGCCGACUGCGAACGGUUGGCACUUUGAUCAACUGGCUUUUCCCCAAUGUCAGCUGCGUCCGAGUCAAAUGUUUCACCUUAUGCGCUUCAUGUGGUCGAAUAUGUAUCAAGUGAUUGCGACGACAAGUUACUUGGGGUGUACUUUGCAGUCAUUGUCAAAAGGGGUACAGCAGCAUUGCACUUGA
This is a messenger RNA of Metarhizium acridum CQMa 102, 1059 nucleotides long. The record is from RefSeq and is a predicted model, not a curated record. Lineage: Eukaryota; Fungi; Ascomycota; Sordariomycetes; Hypocreales; Clavicipitaceae.